Molecule: messenger RNA, 3671 nt
Organism: Andrographis paniculata
Lineage: Eukaryota; Viridiplantae; Streptophyta; Magnoliopsida; Lamiales; Acanthaceae
Product: importin beta-like SAD2
Exons: 22
Coding region: 226-3354 (1042 amino acids)
Biological process (GO): protein import into nucleus
Cellular component (GO): nuclear envelope; cytosol
Molecular function (GO): small GTPase binding
Source: RefSeq, a predicted model, not a curated record
AAUUAUGGGGGAUCUGAAGAUAAACAAUUGAAUUUUGUAAGAAUGGAUAUGGAUUUGGAAUUGUAAAUUAAACAUUGGGAUAGUAUUAAUCUAAUUUAAAAAAUCUAAACCCCUGAAAGAGAAUAAUCAGCUACCGCAGUGGAAUUCAUCUUCCCCUCUUGUCUAGGGUCAGGUCAGGGCUCAAUUUCUCAUCCAAUUUUGCGUUGAAUUGAAGUUACUGUGGUUAUGGAUCUUCAGAGCUUGGCAGCGAUUUUGCAAGGUGCACUCAGCCCCAAUCCUAUCGAACAGAAAGCAGCCGAAAGGAGUCUCAAACAGUAUGAGUAUGCGCCGCAGCACUUGGUGAGGCUGUUGCAGAUUAUAGUUGAAGUGAAUUGUGAUAUGGGGGUUAGGCAGGCGGCCAGCAUUUCUUUCAAGAAUUUUAUUGCUAAGAAUUGGGCGCCACAUGAAUCUGGUGUACCAUCAAGGAUCUUGCCCGAGGACAAGGAAGUAGUGAGACAGAACAUUCUCAAUUUUAUUGCUCCAGUUCCUUUACUGUUAAGGGCACAGCUAGGUGAAUGCUUGAAGACUAUCAUACAAGCAGAUUAUCCAGAAAAAUGGCCAAAACUUUUGCCCUGGGUGAAACAUCAUCUGCAGGAUCAGCAAGUUUUUGGAGCUCUAUUUGUACUUAGGAUUCUUUCCAGAAAAUAUGAGUUCAAAUCAGAUGAAGAGAGAAUCCCUAUCCAUCACAUUGUUGAAGAAACAUUUCCUCAUCUGCUUAACAUCUUUAACUGGCGUGUUCAGAUUGCUAACCCUUCCAUUGAAGAAGCAAAUUUGAUCAAGCUUAUUUGCAAGAUAUUCUGGUCAUGUAUCUAUUUGGAGAUUCCAAAGCAGUUGUUUGACCAAGCUGUAUUCAAUGCCUGGAUGGUACUUUUCUUGAAUAUAUUGGAGAGGCCCGUUCCUGAAGAAGGACAACCUGCUGAUCUUGAGCUUAGAAAAUCAUGGGAUUGGUGGAAAGUGAAGAAGUGGACAGUGCACAUAUUAAAUCGUCUUUUUACACGGUUUGGAGAUGUGACACUUCCAGAUCCCGAACACAAAGCUUUUGCCCUAAUGUUUCAGAAGAAUUAUGCUGGGAAGAUAUUGGAGUGCCAUCUAAAUAUGUUGAAUGUGAUUCGUAUUGGUGGAUAUUUACCAGAAAGAGUAAUCAAUCUAAUGUUGCAAUACCUUAGCAAUAGUAUCUCCAAAAGUAACAUGUACAAUCAGCUGAAGCCAAAACUUGAUGUUGUCCUUUUUGAGAUUAUCUUUCCAUUGAUGUGCUUCAAUGACAACGAUCAAAGACUUUGGGAUGAAGACCCGCAUGAGUAUGUGAGGAAGGGAUAUGAUAUAAUUGAGGAUUUAUAUAGUCCUAGAACUGCUGCGAUGGAUUUUGUGAGUGAGCUGGUUAGGAAACGUGGAAAGGAGAACCUUGAAAGAUUCUUACUAUUUGUUGUAGAAAUCUUUAAGAGAUAUGAUGCGGUAGCACCUGAAUAUAAGCCAUAUAGACAGAAAGAUGGUGCCCUUCUUGCAAUUGGAGCAUUAUGUGACAAACUAAAGCAAGCUGAACCGUACAAAUCUGAAUUGGAGCUCAUGCUUGUACAACAUGUGUUCCCAGAAUUCAACAGUCCUGUGGGACAUCUUAGAGCUAAGGCUGCAUGGGUUGCAGGGCAAUAUGCUCACAUCAAUUUCUCUGAUCCAAACAACUUCCAAAGAGCAUUGCAAAGCAUUGUUGCAGGGAUGCGUGACCCAGAGCUUCCUGUUCGUGUCGACUCUGUCUUUGCUUUGCGCUCUUUUCUUGAGGCCUGCAACGAUUUGGAUGAAAUCGGUCCCAUUCCACAGUUGCUUGAUGAUCUUUUUAAACUCAUGAAUGAAGUUGAAAAUGAAGAUCUUGUAUUUACUCUUGAGACAAUGGUAGAUAAGUUUGGAGAGGAGAUGGCUUCCUAUGCUUUUGGUUUAUGCCAGAACUUGGCAACUAUUUUCUGGAAGUGCAUGAACUCUGCGGAAGCAAAUGAAGAUGGUGAUGAUCCUGGUGCCUUGGCGGCCGUUGGUUGUUUACGUGUCAUAAGCACAAUCCUCGAAUCUGUCAGCAGACUACCCCAUCUCUUUGCAGAUAUAGAGCCAAUUUUACUGCCAAUAAUGCAUAAGAUGUUGACUACUGAUGGCCAAGAUGUUUUUGAGGAAGUUUUGGAGAUUGUAUCAUCUAUGACUUUUUACACUCCUGCUAUAUCGCUCGAGAUGUGGAACCUUUGGCCGAAACUAAUGGAUGCACUGGCUGAUUGGGCAAUUGAUUUUUUCCCAAAUAUCUUGGUUCCAUUGGGUAACUAUAUAUCCAGAAGCACCGAGCAUUUUUUGACAUGCAAGGAACCUGAUUAUCAGCAAAGCCUUUGGAAAAUGAUUUUAUCUAUCAUGAGUGACAAAAAUUUGGAGGAUGGUGAUAUUGAGCCAGCACCUAAGCUCAUUCAAGUGUUAUUCCAAAACUGCAGGGGGCGUGUUGAUCAAUGGGUUGAACCUUACUUACGAAUCUCCAUCGAGCGUUUGCGUCGUUCUCAGAAACCUUAUUUAAAAUGCCUUUUGAUUGAAGUGGUUGCUGAUGCUCUGUAUUAUAACGCACCAUUGACACUUAGCAUAUUGCAAAAGCUUAAUGUUGCUACGGAAGUAUUCGGCCUUUGGUUCCAAAUGUUACAACAAACUACGAAGAGCGGAGCUCGUGCUAAUUUUAAAAGGGGACAAGAUAAAAAAGUGUGCUGUUUGGGCUUAACAUCAUUGCUCUCUCUACCUGCCAAUCUAUUGCCAGGAGAAGCAUUGCUCCAUUUUCUCAAGGCUACUCUCGGUCUACUUGUUGCCUAUAAAGAGCAGCAACGAGCAGAAUCUGGAAAGGAGGAUGCAGAUGCAGAUGCAGACGCAGACGCAGAGGUUGAAGAGGCAGACACUGAUGACAUGAGCAGUAUUCAAUCUGAUGAUGACGAUGAUGAUUCUGACAGGGGUAUGGGGGUUGAUGAUGAGGAUGGAGAUGAAGCUCAUACUCGUAGACUUAAAAAAUUGGUUGCUCAGGCCAAGGCUUUCCGUAGUGCUCAACCAGAAGAUGAAGAUUCAGAAGACGACUUCAGCGAUGAUGAACUGCAUUCAGCCCUCAAUGAAGUCGACCCAUUUAUUUUCUUUAUCGACACAAUAGGAGCUCUACAAGCUUCAGACCCGUUGCGGUUCCAAAAUCUCAUGCAGACGCUCGACAACCAUUAUCAGCAACUUGCCAAUUGCGUAGCGCAGCACGCCAACCUGAGAAAAAUCGAAAUCGAAAGGAAAAAAAGGGAGAAGGCCACAGCGCCAGCCGGUGCACUCUUGUGAUAUAAAAUCUAUUCCUGCUUUCUAUAUCCUUUGGUUAGCCUCCAUGGAAACUAACAGUCGAUACAUUUCUCUCAAGCCCCGGCUGCCUGCGUAGGUAACAAUCAUUCUCUACGGCUUUCUUGCUGAUCGCUCUUAUGGAUUUUAUGGUAGAUAGGAAUUUGGGCACUGCGACAUCGAGUUUGGGAGACAGCUGGAUAAUCGACUACCUUAGAGCUCGGCCCCCUUCCGAGGGUACCAUUUUUGUACAAUGCAUAGGAGUUUAUUCGAGGUAAAAUUUGUCAUAUAUUGGGGAAUAAAAAUGAUAUUUUUCUCCUCUU